Molecule: messenger RNA, 3558 nt
Organism: Necator americanus (New World hookworm)
Lineage: Eukaryota; Metazoa; Nematoda; Chromadorea; Rhabditida; Ancylostomatidae
Exons: 21
Coding region: 1-3558 (1185 amino acids)
Biological process (GO): non-motile cilium assembly; protein localization to cilium
Cellular component (GO): axoneme; BBSome; membrane
Molecular function (GO): smoothened binding; structural constituent of cuticle; patched binding
Source: RefSeq, a predicted model, not a curated record
AUGUCAGAGAAAACUACAGAAGGGCAAGUGUUCGUAGUAGACAAUCGACGUCGAGAUGAACUCAUCAAAACGAUCCUAAUCAUCGUCCUAAUUAUUGUUUUCCCAGUUAAAAUGUCCGACUCUUUUUGGCAAUACUUCUUAAAUGAAGGAAGAAAGAGGCUGAUGGAAUACAAUCGGAGGGAAAGGAGUAAUGUUAGAGUGCUACGGGAUCAAACCAUUCCAAUAACCGAUCUAGAGAAUCUGAGACUGCUCUCCAUGGGUUUUUCCGAGACUGCGAAAUGGAUGUCAGCACUUGCGGACGACCAAGCUGGCGUAUUUACGUUCUACAACUGUGUUUGUUUAUCUGAUAUGUAUGGUGAUGGGGACACAAAACUGGUGCUAGCACAUGUUGGCAGCUCCAAAUUCAACAUGCGUUUAAAAGUGUUCAAAGGAGUGACAGUGGUUGGCGAAAGUGCCCUCGCCGAUUUGCCAACAGCUGUGGUCUCCUUCUAUAAUGAGAAGAUCAGUCUUCCAGCAAUUGGCGUCGCUUCCGGCUCGUAUAUAAGGAUCUACAAAAAUUUGAAACCAUUUUAUCAGUACAACAUUCCGUCCGCACCAGUACAUAAAGUGGAGCAGGAAGCUUGGACGAAGACCUGCGUGAAACAACUCACUCAUGACCAGCUCUAUACUGUUAUUCAAAGUGUGGCCAAUGAGAUAUCACCUAAACAGUUGACACCACUUUCACAAACUCUUCUCGUCACAAAACCUGAGGAGCGGUCUCAAUUCAUCGACUAUUACGCUACUCCGAAAUAUGUGAACAAUCUGCAAAAUCCGGCAGCAAUAACAUGCCUCGCAUCCGUGCCAAAGUCGUCCAUGGACAACAUUGAUGUGUUGGUGGUGGGCACAGAGCUCGGCAUGAUCAGAAUCGUUGACUCACAAGCUUUUCAAAUCCUAGCUGAUUGCCGUAUUCCUGGCAUACCAGUGCAGAUAGUUACCUACGGGGUCUUCGACAUUGAAUACCGACUGUUCGUCAGCACUCGCGAUGGAAACAUAUUCUCCAUAAAGCGUGAUCAAACUGUCAGAGAAAAACCGAUCAUUUCCUGCAAGAUGGACAUCAUAAGCUUUGCGCGAGUCCACAAAAUGCUGGCUGUAGCAACCACCGACCAUAUGCUGCAGUUCUACUCGUUCGGUGGUAAAUGCUUGAACGCUGUAUCUAUUGGUAGCCCGAUCAAGGGUCUGGAACCUUUUCACUACGCGCCAAAACAAUUUGAGGGUGUCCUGGUGCUCCUGGAAAAUCAGGUCCGCCUUUACACUCACCUCAAUUUGUUGGACAUCGUGAAGAUUGAAAGGCAGCUGUCCUGGAUAAAGUUUGGCCAGUUUGGAAGAGAGGAGGGAGCCCUAAUUUUAGGGACGCGAGAUGGAGGCCUAGUGGUAAAGUUGUUCCGGCGUAAAGCGUCCUUAGACGAGCGAAUUGACCUUGCGGCACCGCCGAAACCUUACACCAUUAAGUUGAAUAUUCCGAAGAAGAGCAAGAUUUUCAUCGACCAAACCGUACGUGAAAGAGAUAACGUCAACCAAAUAAAUCAGACAUAUCAGCGGGACCUGUUCCUCAUCAAAUACCAUGCCACAAAAGCGUUCGCGUCGAUGGUUUCCACGUCAGAAGCCUCCGUGUCCACUGAUCCCAAUCAUUCCGUUGACAUUGCGGUUACUGUGAACGGAUUCGGACCGAAAUUCCGCUUAACAGUGAAGUUGAGCUGCGCUGCAAAAGCCCCACUCUACAACCUUUGGUUAUCGAUGGUGUUUUCACAAACUAUUUAUCAGUUCAGCGAAACUCUAAUCCCGGUUUCCAUCCUAGUGCCUGGCCAUUUUUACACUUUCACAACUCUAGUAGAAUGUACGGAGCCUGAAAAGGGAAUCUCGGAGGACAUCCGUGUGUUGCUGAUCAAGGAGGAUAAAUCGACUCCGUUAGUUACAGCUAUUGUCACCAUGCCUACAAGUGAAUACACAAAUAAUCGCCAUUUACAAAUCACGGACCAGUGGAUCGGUCCACAAGGUGCAUUUGCUGUGAAGUUAUUUUACAAAAAUUUUGGUAGCGCGACUGCUGCUCAACGGGAAUUCCGACGUCGUCACAAUUUAGGACGUCAUGACCGCGUUCCAACUUGCCGCGCCAACAAUACGUGCGUUAAGUGGCAAUCCCGUAUGUUUCUCGUAGGGUUAGCAUCCACAGCGGCCUUAGUCGCUACCGUAGCAUGCGUUAUUUCCAUAGCCGUUAUUGUCCACGACAUCAACGAACUCCGCGAUGAUGUCCUGAUCUCCAUGGAUGAAUUCAAGAUGGUAGCUGACAGCACGUGGGAGAGUAUUAUUGCUCUUCGUAUAAAUCCUUCCGGCGACAGUAAUGCUCCACCAACAUUCGCGACAUUAUUUGCGCGCCAGAAGAAGGAAACUCAUCUCCCAGAUCAGUGUAAAUGUGCACCUCGGGUAGAAGAUUGUCCUGCUGGACCACGUGGUCCUCCAGGACCGCCUGGACCUCCUGGAUCAGAUGGUGAAAAUGGAGCAGAUGGACGACCUGGUGUUAAGGGAGUAGUCAUUGGUGUCACUCACGACGUAGAAGGCGGAUGCGUAAAGUGUCCAGCCGGUCCUCCUGGACCACCUGGUCCCGCUGGAUUGAAGGGUCCGAAAGGUUCAGAUGGAAAGCCUGGCGCAACCGGACCACCGGGAGAGCCCGGCAAACCAGGACAGAAGGGUCCACCUGGCGACCCUGGUUUUGAAGGCAAACCAGGAUUCCCAGGCAAAGACGGAUUUCCUGGCUCACAAGGUUGCCGUUAUCUUCCUGCUCGCCCCGGUCCACGAGGAGAGCCAGGUCCUCCUGGCUCCCCAGGAGCAAAAGGAAAGCCUGGAAAACAAGGCGCUGUUGGAAGUCCGGGUCCAAAAGGACCACCUGGACCCGCUGGAAAACGUGGAGCUUUGGGCCGACCAGGACCAAGCGGACCCGUAAGUUUUAAAUUUUCACCUUUUUCGGCUAACAACGUUAUAGAUCUUCUGAGCAAAUGGUUGAUGAUGAUGUUUAGCGAGGGCACGAAGGCACGACAGGGCAUGAUGCAGGAUACUGUCCAUGUCCUCCUAGAGGACAAGCGGAUAGAUGGAAAAAGUACACCGACCAUAUCUGUUCUGGAUAUCAUUACUACAGCGGUCGCUCAGAAGGCCCAAGGAGAAGCAAGUCAAGGAGAUCCAGGAAGUCUAGGAGAUCAAGAAGAUCGAAGAGAUCGAGAAGAUCGAAGAGAUCGGAAAGAUCCCGCAGGUCCAAAAGGUCUUCGAAAUCCAAACGAUCGGAGAGGUCCAGUCGACGAGAUCGCUCACCUAAGUCUCAGCGUUCUUCAAGAUCGCAGCGCUCAUCAAGAUCCGAACGUUCCUCGAGGUCGAGUAAAUCGAAGAGGCAUUCAUCCAGAAAAUCCGAGCGUUCGCACAGAUCGUCGCGUUCCAGCAGAAGCCGUCGAUCAAGACGUUCUUCGCGUAGUUCUCGAAAGUAAAUGCAGGCACAUUUAUUGCAUUAGCUCUCCGUUGCUCUGGUCGUUUUUUUGA